GGGGGCUUCCUACACGAAACCCAAAUCCAAACGGAAAGGCAUGUGAAUUGAUUUCAUAAUUAACCGUUUUUUUUUAUUAAUGUUUGUUUUCUCACUAAAAUAUCCGUAAAUUACAGAUUAGUUUUAGGAAUCAUUCACACCAAGUGGUCGCUCUCAGUCCGGCGUUUCCCUCCCUCCCAUUCCCUUCCCUUCCCUUGCCGUCUCAUUCUUUCUUUCUUUUUUGCAUUCUUAUUGUGAAGUCCGUCCAUCCAUAACGCAUUGGGAAAAUCGCUUUAUUAUUAUUUUAUAUUAUUCAAAUAAUCUACUCGCAUUUCUUUUUAAGAUUUGGUUUUAUUUUUUUUCUUUCUUUCUUUCUUGUUUCUGUAUGUUCAUUCCCAGUCACAGAAAUGGAUCCUCAGCUGAGUCCCACUGCUUUCACUCAUCCCUUCAAGAGUGAGACUUGGAAGCAUACACUUCUUUUUUCAUUUCAAAGCCUUGGAGUGCUUUAUGGCCAAUUAAGUACUGCUCCUUUAUACGUCUUUGGGACAGUUCCUCAAAAAGAUUUUGUAUCAGAUGAGACUGCCUAUGGCCUCUUCUCCUUCAUCUUUUGGACAAUGACCAUAGUUUCUUUACUGAAGUAUGCCCUUAUAGUGCUCAGGGCUGAUGAUGAUGGAGAGGGGGGUACUUUUGCUUUGUACUCAAUCUUGUGCAGGCAUGCUAAAGUCGGUCUACUUCCAAAUGAUAGAAGUGCAAAUGAAGUAAUGAAUUACGAGGUAGGAAGUCCUUUCAAGAUCAAGAUAGAAUCCAGGGCUAGAAGGGCUAUUGCAAAACAUAAAAGUAGCCACUAUCUGAUGUUGUUUUUGGCUUUGUUCGGUUCCUGCAUGGCAAUUGGCGACGGGGUUCUUACUCCUGCUCUUUCUGUGUUAUCGGCUGCAUCAGGUUUUGGAAGAUCUUUGUCUGAUAUCAAAUUUUCAUCUCGGGAAAGUAAACAAAAGACAAUAUCCAAAGCUUUAAAAGAAUAUGUACCAGUUCCUUCUUCAUGUGCCAUAUUGGUAUGUCUUUUCAUGCUGCAGCACUAUGGAACUCAUAAGAUCGGGUUUAUCUUCGCUCCUAUUGUCAUCAUAUGGCUUUUAUUUAUUAGUGGAGUGGGUAUAUAUAAUAUUUUUCAUUGGAACCAACAUAUCUUCCAUGCAAUAUCCCCAACUUACAUGUGCAAAUUUGUCAUCAAUACCCAUGUUAAUGGUUGGAGGUCACUCGGCAGCAUCAUUCUGUGCGUCGCAGGAUCAGAGGCAAUGUUUGCAGGUCUAGGUCAUUUCUCAAAGAAGUCUAUCAAGAUUACAUUCAUAUGCUUAAUUUAUCCAGUUCUUGUUUUAUGCUAUGCUGGUCAGGCAGCAUAUAUAUCGAAAAACUUGCAUGUUGAAGAUUUUAAUCAUCUCAGUGAAUCUGUGCCUGGACAUCUUCGCCAUGUCUUUGUGGCAUUAUCCCUUCUUGCUUCAGCUGUAGGAAGCCAGGCAACCAUAACAGCUAGUUUUUCUAUCAUAAACCAGUGCCUGGCGCUCGGUUGUUUCCCAAGGGUUAAAGUUAUUCACACAUCAGAUAAGAUACACGGCCAGGUCUAUAUUCCUGAUAUUAACUGGCUCUUAAUGGUGCUUAGCCUUACUGUCACUAUCGCUUUUCAUGACAUCAUGAAAAUUGGGAGUGCAACAGGUUUGGCUGUAGUCUCUGGAAUGCUGGUAACUACGUGUCUUAUGUCACUCGUCAUUGCUCUGUACUGGGAAAAGAAUCUGCUUGAAUCUGUCUGCUUUCUAAUAUUUUUCGGCUUCGUCGAGGCUUUGUAUGUGUCGGCAUGUAUGUUGAACAUUCACAAGGGAGCCUGGUAUUUGGUUGUCCUUUUUCUAUUAUCAUUUACAGUCAUGCUUGCAUGGCAUUAUGGAACCAUGAAGAAAUAUGAGUUUGAUUUACAAAACAAAGUGCCCAUCGAAUGGCUCACUGAUCUUAGUCCAGGUCUUGGAGUUUCCAGAGUACCCGGAAUUGGCUUUAUCUACACUGAUAUAGUAACAGGAAUCCCAGCGUUCUUCUCUCACUUUAUUACAAAUCUCCCUGCAUUUCAUCAAGUACUGAUCUUUGUGUCCUUCAAGUCUCUACCAGUGCCCUUUGUUCAUCCAAGUAGGAGGUAUCUUAUCGGUAGAGUUGGCCCCAGAGAGUAUAAGAUCUACCGCUGUGUUGUACGAUAUGGUUACUGUGAUCAUAUCAGAGACACGGACGAUUUUGAGGAGCAGAUCAUUCGUUCAAUUGGAGAAUUCAUAUCUCUGGAAGAAAAUGAUGCCGAAUCUCUGACUUCACCAGAAGGAAGAAUGAUUGUUGUUGGAAAGCCAUCACCAGAAGGAACAGCUUUAGUUCCUCUUGAUGAUACACAAUCGCAUCUCGGGUCUGAAAUCUUUCCAUGUGAUGAAAAUCAGAGGAGUACACUGGGUGAGAUAUCCGAGCGCAGUUGUCAUCCUGUCAAGAGAAAGAAGGUCCGGUUCAUGUUGCCUCCCGAUAGUCCGAAAAUGCGGGUCUCUGUUAGGGAGGAGCUACAAGAACUGAUUGAUGCCAGGGAGAGUGGCACCGCAUAUUUCUUGGGACAGUCUCAUUUGGCAGUGCGCGACGGUUCUAACUUCCUCAAGCGGUUCCUGAUCAUGAUGUAUACUUUUUGCGAUAAAAAUGGCCGUGAGCCUCCGGUGGCGCUGAACAUCCCUCAUGCUGCUCUUGUGGAGGUCGGUAUGGUCUAUACCAUAUAAACUGUGGAAAUAUGAAUACAGUUAUGUAAUAGCUUGUACAGAAAGAGGGCAUAUGAAAAAGACAAGAUAAAGAAGAGAUUUAUGUGACUAGGGAGUAUCGCUCCAUCUUGUAGUUUACAGUCAAAUAUGAGGAGUUUUUGGGAAUGAACAGAACAAUAUUAAAAUGACAAAAAAGGGUAUUUAUUAUGUUCUCGUCUGAGUUUAAUCAUAAGUAGUGAAACUCGCAAUACA
Molecule: messenger RNA, 2990 nt
Organism: Morus notabilis
Lineage: Eukaryota; Viridiplantae; Streptophyta; Magnoliopsida; Rosales; Moraceae
Product: potassium transporter 25
Exons: 10
Coding region: 387-2759 (790 amino acids)
Biological process (GO): potassium ion transmembrane transport
Cellular component (GO): membrane
Molecular function (GO): potassium ion transmembrane transporter activity
Source: RefSeq, a predicted model, not a curated record